Homalodisca vitripennis (glassy-winged sharpshooter) is the source of this 1128-nucleotide messenger RNA. RefSeq names its product probable phospholipid hydroperoxide glutathione peroxidase. The transcript is spliced from 7 exons. Lineage: Eukaryota; Metazoa; Arthropoda; Insecta; Hemiptera; Cicadellidae. Gene Ontology annotation, biological process: response to oxidative stress. Gene Ontology annotation, molecular function: glutathione peroxidase activity. The record is from RefSeq and is a predicted model, not a curated record. The coding region runs from base 169 to 762 and encodes 197 amino acids.
UACAUACGCUAAGUGCUGCGUGACUGUUGCUUUUUGCUUUGUAUUUGUGUAGUGAUUGCACAGUGCAAGUGCUGGUGAUCUGUCUGAGGAAUUGAGGGGUUAGUGUAGCUAACAGAAAACACCGACAGUUUACUUUUCUUCAUUCGUUGUCUCUUGUUGAUUAUCACAAUGGUAACCCUCAUGGGUAGCUGGAGAUUACAUAAGUUUGCUGUCCCGUUGUUCACAAUGGGAUUUGCAUCAGUUAAACUGUCAUUAAAUAUGGGAAAUGAAGACUGGAAGAAAGCCACGUCUGUCUAUGACUUUAGAGUCAAUGACUCCAAGGGAGAGGAAGUGUCAUUAGCCAAAUAUAGAGGCCAUGUCCUGGUGAUAGUGAACGUGGCAUCACAGUGCGGUCUGACCAGGGACAACUACAAGGAAUUGGUGGAGCUGGACGAGAAGUACCGUGAAUCCAAGGGCCUCAGGAUCCUGGCGUUCCCAUGCAACCAGUUUGGAGGACAGGAGCCAGGUUCAAAUGAAGAGAUUUGCACAUUUGUCUCAAAGUUCAAUGCCAAAUUUGACUUUUUCGACAAGGUUGAUGUUAACGGUGACAACGCACAUCCGUUAUGGAAAUUCCUCAAGGACAAGAAGGGAGGCACUCUGGGAAGUGCUAUUAAGUGGAAUUUCACCAAAUUCAUCGUUGACAAAAAUGGCCAAGUUGUCGAGAGGUUUGCCCCAACAACCUCGCCUCACAAACUUGUAAGCAGCCUGGAGAAAUAUUGGUGAGAGCUUGCUGAAUAAAGGCUGUACACUGGAUGUAUCAGCUGUAUUUGUACUUCUACGCACUUCAAGAUGCCUUCAGAAGACUGUAUCUCGUAGUAUUAGUGAUUACUGUAUAUGUUUCUGUGGAAUGUGUUAUUGUACACCAAUUUAGUCAAUUUUCAUUUGUCCCAAAGAAUAUUUCCACGUUUUAAAAUAUUUUGUUACUGUCAAUAAAUUAUAUAUCAGCUUUAUUUAAUUAGUGAACAAGUAGUUGGCUGUAUGGUUGCAUGCAACUGCAAUAGCUUUAUUUAAGCACUUAAUUUAUUUUAUGUGUAGUUUCCUGAUUUUACCAUUAAAUGUGAUAAAAUAAAAAUGAUAUUUGUUUAGUUA